Messenger RNA from Anopheles nili, 2886 nucleotides. RefSeq names its product exostosin-3 (gene botv). The record is from RefSeq and is a predicted model, not a curated record. Gene Ontology annotation, molecular function: glycosyltransferase activity. The transcript is spliced from 2 exons. The coding region runs from base 1 to 2886 and encodes 961 amino acids. Gene Ontology annotation, cellular component: membrane. Lineage: Eukaryota; Metazoa; Arthropoda; Insecta; Diptera; Culicidae.
AUGGCCAGCUAUGACGGACUUGGUAGUAGCGGUACCGGAUACGGUGCCGUUUGUCACUGGCUAAAACACAUGAAACUCUACCGGAUCGUCCUGGUCGUGGUGGUCUGCCUUCUGGUACUAACCUUCACCUUGUACAGUGUGCUCGUACACGAGGAACUAAAUGUGCAGCGCAAUGAUAUUCACCGGACGCGAUCACAGCUGUUCACGUUCGAGGACGUCAGCCCUCUAAAAGCUGCCGAUUUAAAGCUACGCAUUGAUGAAAUGCUCCGCAUGAAAGGCACCGUAUCGCUUGAGCUGCGCGAUCUCGAGUCCCGUCGUCAGAAGAUGCAGUCGGAUAUUGGGCUUUACAAUCAGAAGAUUGACGAGUUGAAGCAGGAACUCGCACGUCAGCAGACCGAGCUGGAUCGGUUGAAAAUUUCCGUGGAACAAGCCCAGGUCGCACAACGUGAAGCGGUGCUUCGUAAUACACCAGAAUUAGCACUACCGCGGGCACUUUUCUCCGACUCGCUUCCCCCCAAGGCCAGGUCAAUCGGCGCAGAUCAAAGCCGGGCGUGCAAGAUGAGCGCAUGCUUCGAUCAUUCGCGUUGCAGCCUCACGUCCGGAUUUCCGGUAUUCCUGUAUGAUCCGGACACGACGUCGGUGGUGAGCGAGGGAUACGAUAUCGACGGGUUCCUGAAAACAACUAUUAAGCAGACACUCGGCUACAACGCCCAUUUAACGACGGACCCAAAAAAGGCAUGUGUUUUUCUUGUGCUCGUUGGAGAAGCGCUUCCGGAGCAUGAAGUUCUGAAAAACAAUCGCUAUAACACGCCACAGGGCGGGGCAGAAAGAAUACAGCCGGGUGUUCCAAGUUCGAUCCCAUUGUCCAGUCUCAAUGCCACGCGGCUCCGAAUGUUACCGUACUGGGGUGGCGAUGGACGCAACCAUGUGUUGCUAAAUUUCGCUCGCCGCGAAAUUGGACCUGGAGCCGGCAAUAUGUUGCAUGGCCAAAGCAUGGAUACCGGGCGGGCCAUGCUGGUGCAAUCGAGCUUCGAGGAAACCCAAUUCCGACUAGGUUUCGAUCUGAUUGCGCCGCCCAUCCUCGGACCGCCUGGUGGUGACGUGUGGCAGGAGUGCGCCCCUAUGCUGCCAGCUCGGAGGAAAUAUUUGCUUAGCUUUCAGGGCGAGCUGCACGGGCAGAACGGAUCGGUCACCACGGUUGCCGGUCCGCACGGAACGGAUGACACCGAAAGCGACAUGGUGGACGACUUUAUCAUCGAACAUUUGAAGGAAAUGUCAACCGGCCGGACGCAGGACCACUUCAUGCUGCAGUUCGAGUGCAUACCGGCCACAGAACAGCGUAGUCCGUCGAACCUGCGCGACUGGUCGCUUUGUGGAACGGAUAAUUCACGGAAAUCCGUUCUGAAGGAAUCAACCUUUGCGCUUUUGCUCGCCCCAGGCAGUGGAAGUGUCAGCUCAACUCUGUUACAAGCGCGUUUGUACGAGGCAUUGCGUGCCGGUGCAAUUCCGCUCAUUCUCGGGGGCGAUCAGGUCCAGCUCCCGUACGCCGAGACGAUCGACUGGAGGCGUGUGGCUAUAUCACUACCUAAAGCCCGAAUCACCGAGCUGCAUUUUCUGUUGCGCGCCAUUCCCGACGCUGACCUACUGACGAUGCGACGUCAGGGCCGCCUGGUGUGGGAGCGGUAUCUCAGCUCAGUGCAGUCCACCGUUGAUACAAUCGUGGCUAGUCUGCGGAGCCGUCUGGGCAUUCCGCCAAAACCGGUUCCCUCGGUGGUGGCACACAGUGUGUUUAAUUCCUCCUUCGUUCCACUCAAAUCCGAUCCGGUGAUCGAUACGGAACCGGAAGAAUCGCUUGGUCCCAUUGAACCACCGUAUCCGAGUCCGGCGUACAGGCGGAACUACACCGCAACGUUGGUACAGUCCCGCGAGAUAUGGAACGACUGGGCCGACCCAUUCGCGCUUUACCCGCAGCUGCCGUUCGACCCCGUGCUGCCAUCGGAUGCAAAAUUCGUUGGCUCGCAUAUGGGCUUCAGACCGAUUGGGAAGGGAGCCGGUGGAACGGGCAAGGAGUUCGGUGAAUCCCUAGGCGGUAACUACCCACGAGAACAGUUCACGAUCGUGAUGCUGACGUAUGAGCGCGAACAGGUGCUGAUGGAUUCCUUGAGUCGGUUGUACGGUUUGCCCUAUCUGCACAAAGUAAUCGUCGUGUGGAACUCACCCAAACCUCCGCUUGAGGAUCUGCGCUGGCCUGACAUCGGUGUAUCAGUGCACGUCGUACGGGCACCGCGAAACUCGCUCAACAAUCGGUUCCUUCCGUUCGAUGCGAUCGAAACGGAGGCGGUCCUGUCGGUGGACGACGAUGCGCAUCUGCGACAUGACGAGAUCCUGUUCGGAUUCCGCGUUUGGCGAGAGCACCGGGACCGUGUGGUCGGUUUUCCCGGCCGGUUUCACGCGUGGGAUGUUAACACGCUCGACUCGUGGAACUACAACUCGAACUACAGCUGCGAGCUGAGCAUGGUGCUAACUGGGGCUGCCUUCAUCCACAAGUACUACACGUAUCUGUACACGUACACGCUGCCACAGGCGAUACGGGACAAGGUGGACGAGUACAUGAAUUGUGAGGAUAUUGCGAUGAAUUUCCUGGUAUCGCACGUGACACGGAAACCACCCGUCAAGGUGACAUCCCGUUGGACGUUCCGCUGUCCCGUUUGUUCAGUUUCUCUGAGCGAGGACGAUACGCACUUUCAGGAGCGCCACAAGUGCAUCAAUUUCUUUUCAAAGGUUUUUGGCUACACACCAUUGCUUAACACCCAGUACCGAGCGGAUUCUAUUUUGUUUAAAACACGGAUACCACACGAUAAACAGAAAUGCUUUAAAUUCAUCUAA